GGGGCGCUGUUGCCGUGGCGGCCUCUUCUGCGGCCGUGAUUUCGCCUCCCGAGAAGCCUUGCGCUCAGCAGAGGAUGCUUUCCAAAUGAUCUUUGGCCUCAAAAAACAAACGGGCAAGGACAUUUUCCUCGCGUUCCACAGACGCCGUUUUCCAAAGGGGCUCGCUGUGGCCUAAUCAGCAACGGGAACCUUCCAAGGUUGGCAAAGAUCUCCAAGCUCAUCCGGUCCAGCUGUCCAGCCAUCAACAUUUCCCCACCAAACAAACCGUGUCCCUUAGCACAACAUCUACACAACGUCUGUCUUACUGCUCCUGCAGCCAAAGGGCUCAGGUGCACGGGUUCCCUCCCGCUUUUCUAAGUGGCACGAAGGAAUUUGAACAUAGGUUUCAAGAUUCAAAACGAAACCAGCAGCUUUGGUCUGUUUCUGGCUCCGUUUUCAUGUCACCUUUGCAGCUCCGUUACCCGCAGGGUUUCACGUGGAUUGCGUGGGGUUGCCAUCAGAUCUUCAACUCAACUCAAACAUCUGAUCGUGUCUCGGACCUCUCUUACCAGAGAGAAAUGCCCCUCCCUUCACAAUCACCCCUUAUUCACAUCAUCGCUUUUUCACACACACACACACACACACAGCCCAAAGCUGUAUACACUGCGCUGUGAACAACCGUUUUCAAGGAUGAAGCACGAGGAGGGUCAAAUUCCAUGAAGCUCUGACAAACACCCUGAGAACGAACACCCUGACAUCUCCCUUCACCGCCAUCGAAGCAGGCCCGUGCAUUAGUUUCACCAAAACAAGGCCAGCUAUCCCACUGGUUUUGUCGCGGAUUUGAUUAGGCUGGAAAAGACCUCAAGGAUCGUCAGCCCUCUGCUGGGGGGGUGGGGGGGGAGGUGCAGAGAAAAGAGCAGAAGCGUCUCCUCCUCACUGCUGCAGAACCGGACCAGGGCGAAGAGCUGCUGUGGUUUAACCCAGCAGGCAGCCCAGCACUGCACAGCUGUUCUCUCACAGCGGAACGGGGCAGAAAAGCCAGAGGAAGGCAAAACUCACGUGUUGAGAUCAAGACAGUUUAAUAGGACAGAAAAGGCAGGGAAAACAAUAAAGGAAACGGAAAAAGGACUCAUCUCUGGGUCUGUCAGCAGCCACUUCUGGCUUGUUAUUCCCUCCUUUCUGCAAGUGCAGAAGUGCUGCGGAUCCGUGCUGAGGUCACAAUCGUUGCUGGGGUGGGAGGGUUUGGCCCUCAGCUGGGGAGCAGAGCUGGUGCUCUGGUGAGCGUGCUGCACGCAGAGACUGAGCUCUGAGCGUUCCUUGCAAGGGAUCAUCCUUUGAGAGCCCGUCAGAAGCACCGCUGUGGCGUGUGUGUGACCUGGGCACAGCCUGGAGUGAGCGGGCCAAAGAGGGCUCCUGUCCGAGAGGACACUUUGCGGAUCCAAGCAGUGCAAGAGUGCAGCCGUCUCUUUCCAAGAGCGGGGAAUUCCUUUGGAGAGAAGCCCAACUUGCUCUAAGAAUUUCCCCAUGAGUCGGCAAGGAGACGACUGCUACUUCUACUUCUACUCAACCUGCACUAAGGGAGACAGCUGUCCCUUCCGCCACUGUGCAGCGGCUCUGGGAGGUGAACGAGUCUGCCGACUGUGGAUGGCGGGUUGCUGUUUCAGCAGCAACUGCAAGUUCAGGCACAUGAGAAUUGAUAAGAGGCGCAGUGAGAUUCCGUGCUAUUGGGAGAAUCAACCAGGAGGCUGCCAGAAAGCCCACUGCGCUUUUCUUCACCUGAAGGAACGCGGUGGGAACGGACUGGCCGUACCACCAAGCCAAAAAGCUGACGCGAGUGGCCUUCCUCCAAAGAGCGGCCUUGCAGAAAGUCUGGGGAACCAGACAGAGCUUGAGAAAGCACCAAGGAGAGGUGGACGCAAGGUGGCCGUGAGGCGUAUUGAUUGGAAAACCACCUUCCCCCCAAUGCAGAGACGCAAAAGAAAAGCAGCAAGGAUGCAUCCAUCUGCUGCUGAGGGCACGGAUGAGCCCCCAGAGAGGAAACUACCCAUGGCGAUUCUUGCUUCAGCCCCGCCCGAAUACACCUUGGUCAGCGCUGAGGUCACAAAACUUCCAAGCAGCCUGGAACUGCUGCUUCCAGGAAGGCAGGCAGACUCCGUGGCACAGCCGGAGGUCUCGAGCUCACCAUCCCAGUACUCGCAAGCAGCAGAUGAGACGCAGCAGCUGAGCUGCACAGAGGCGGGGAAAGCACUCGUCUCUGAAGACGACGACGACGACGAAGACCUUGAGAAGCUACUGAUGGAAAUGACAGGAGAAGAACUGGAAGGAGAAAGUGAUGUGGAUGCUGAGAAGGAUGUGGAUGAGCUCCUUCUGGAACUGUCUGACAUCACUGACAGUGUAACACCGUAGUCUGUAUAUUUUAGAGCAAACAACAACGACCACCAAUUAAAACCAACCCUGUUCCUUUUCUUUCU
Molecule: messenger RNA, 2450 nt
Organism: Gallus gallus (chicken)
Lineage: Eukaryota; Metazoa; Chordata; Aves; Galliformes; Phasianidae
Product: zinc finger CCCH domain-containing protein 11A-like
Exons: 8
Coding region: 1504-2385 (293 amino acids)
Molecular function (GO): metal ion binding
Source: RefSeq, a predicted model, not a curated record